Messenger RNA from Osmia bicornis bicornis, 549 nucleotides. RefSeq names its product cilia- and flagella-associated protein 251-like. NCBI's taxonomy places the organism in Eukaryota, Metazoa, Arthropoda, Insecta, Hymenoptera, Megachilidae. The record is from RefSeq and is a predicted model, not a curated record. Bases 1 to 549 code for a protein of 182 amino acids. The transcript has a single exon.
AUGAAGAAUAUGUGGAGGGAAGAAGUUUUGAAAGAAAUAAGAAAAAUAGGAGAAAGUUUGAAUGAGCUAAAGGAGGCGAUGAUAACAGGACAGAAAGGAAGGAUACAGGGGACUCAGAAAAACAAAGAAGGGCGAGAACCGGAAAAAGAAGCAAAGAAAAGGGGAAAGGAAGAGAGGAAAGAAGAAAAGGGUAAAGAUAGGGAAGAGGAAGAAAGAAAGAAGGAAGAGGGAGAAGGAACGGAAACAGCAAACAAACCCAAGAGGGAAAAGAAAGCAGAGUAUAUGGAGGACGUGAAGGGCGAAAAGACAGAACUGGGGAUAAGGAAGGAAAAAGAAGAAGAAAGACAAGAAGUAAAGGAAGGAGGAAAAAGUGGAGAAGACAGGGAAGGAAAUAAAGAAGAGGAGGAGGGAGAAGAGUGGAGGGAGGAGUGGGAAAGAAGAAUGGAGGAGGAGAGAAAGAAGAGAAGAAAAAGAAGUAUUGUAUGGAAAGGGUUGGACAAAGAAGAAAAGGCUGAACUUCGUCUUGGGGGACCAAAAAUUUUUGGUUAA